AUGCAAAAGAUUACUUAUGCUUCGGUUGUUGGAAGUCUUAUGUAUGCUCAAGUAUGUACGCGUCCAGAUUUGGUGUACAUAGCGGAUAUGUUGGGAAGAUACUUAAGUGGCCCCAACAUGGAUCAUUACAAAUCAGCCAAACAGGUUAUGAGGUACUUACAGAGAACAAAUGAUUUCAUGCUCACCUAUCGAAAGUCAGAAAAUUUUGAGAUAAUUGGGUAUUCUGACUCAGAUCUUGCAAGUUGCCAAGAUUCUAAAAGAUUCACUUCUAGUGAUGUAUACAUGUUGUCAAGAGGAGCUAUAUCCUGGAGAAGUGCUAAGUAG
Molecule: messenger RNA, 324 nt
Organism: Humulus lupulus (European hop)
Lineage: Eukaryota; Viridiplantae; Streptophyta; Magnoliopsida; Rosales; Cannabaceae
Product: secreted RxLR effector protein 161-like
Exons: 1
Coding region: 1-324 (107 amino acids)
Source: RefSeq, a predicted model, not a curated record